Molecule: messenger RNA, 378 nt
Organism: Haemonchus placei
Lineage: Eukaryota; Metazoa; Nematoda; Chromadorea; Rhabditida; Trichostrongylidae
Source: the annotation of a GenBank genome assembly
AUGGAAAGUCGAGCCGUCAGAGCUAGUGGAAUAGCGCUUACGACGACUGUUGUAGCCGGAAUCGGCGCGGCGGCGGUAUACGUCUGGUCAAAACAUCUCAGCUCAAUUCGCCGUGAACAUGACCAAAUGAUGCGUUUAAUGGAGAAAUUGAUCAUCGAGGUGGAAACACUUAGAAGAGAGGUAAAUGAGCUGAAAUAUGGUUUGAAGGAUCCGGGACGUCGAUCGCCUACGAAAGCUCGCCCUCGAGCUUUGGACGCUAUUCAACUAGGGUCUGGUGAUACUGAAACGCUUGCCAAAGAUAAUCGCUAUCGUCGAGGAGGAAGUUACCAGUCGUUAUUAUCGGAUGGCGAGUAUGCUGAUGCCGAGGAAGACUGGUGA